CUCCUGUGUCUGUUGAGUCAGGAAAGCAGUGCCAGUAGAGCAGCCAGACUGAGAAAGCAGCUGCUUGGGUCGUCUGAAGCACACUGCAGUUCCCUGACUCUGAGCACUGUUCAGUGAAGGAGCUGGACACAUUGCACCACAGAUUUUGCAGCUCAUUGCGGCUCACUCAUCAGCUUGUGAGGCCCUCAGUGGGGCGUUGGCGUUGUGGCAAAGCGAAUAUAUCCGGAAGGACACUGCUUCAGAAACCGUGGAUCUCUUGCGCUCUUUGGAAACCGUUUCAUUUUAGCAGCGGAACAUCAAAGGGCGCAAGAUUGUUGAGCAAACUUGCUUGUACUGGAAGGGGCUUUUACGAACGAACACCACUGGCGCCAGCGAUGCUUGUGUCUAGUGAUUGCGAAGCAUAGUCUGAACGGAGAAGGGACCAGACUGCGGCGUUUGUUGUUUGUAUCAAAGAUAAAAUGUGUAGAGCACUUUUGCAGGGAGAGCAAAACUUUCCAUCCAUUGAAAAGCGGGCAGUAAAUUGGAGCAGUAGCUGAAGCGGCUAAGGAUGAGUUGGCCUUUACUCUGAAAGGAAAAGCCGAAGUGGUGUGCCUGCGCAAGUAGGAAGCUGGUAGAGAAUGGCCCAGAGGACAGGGAUCUACUUGGAAGACUUUCAUGAAUAUGUCAGCUCUCUACCCCCCGAACUGCAACGGCUGCUGUCGACCAUGAGGGAGCUUGAUGAGCGAGCUGCAACUCUUCAAGACGCAGUCCGUGCACAGUGCUCGGCCGUGCUAGCGCUGCCCCCGUUGCAAUUCCAGCGCGACGACCCCGAAGCCGUGGAGCUGGUCGAGACGAUGCGGCGGAAGAUCGAGGCGGAGCAAGAGCACUGCCUCGGGCUCGCCACCGAGAAGGUCCUUCUUGCGCAGCAAGCUACGGAGCUGAUCACGAGCCAAAUUGCUCGGCUAGACGAAGACCUGGGCAGCUUCGAAGAGGACCUGAAAGUAGAGGGCAAGCUGUCCGACUUCGCAUUCACCCCGGUCUCGUUCGAGAAGAAGCGUCCGCCUGCCCCCCCUCCGCAGCCCACUUCCGCCCGUAAGCAGGACCCCGCCCCGGAAUAUGACGAUCGGGAACCGGAACGGCCACGUGCCCCAGCCAUCACGGUCCGACGGAAAAGUCAGCCGUCGCAACCAUCUCCGGGGGUGGUAAACGCAGCGAAUCCGGGGGGAGGGGACCCUCAGGACAGCUUUUGUAUAUGCGGGGGUCAAUCGUAUGGCGACAUGGUGCAGUGCGACAACGAGGACUGCAAAGGGGGGGUGUGGUUCCACUACUCGUGCGUGGGCCUGAACCAGGCCCCCCGGAACAAGUGGUACUGCCCCGCGUGCCGAGCGCUACAGAGGCGGGGACUUCUCGACGUGGCACUGUAACGCUUCAAAUUCGAGAUGAUUUGAACAGAAACUGUUGCUCGCUUGCGUGUGGCGUAUGUACAGAAUUCAGACGCUGGGCUCCGACCCGGAGCCAAAGGGUAGCCCCCUGUAUAUUUUUGAUGGGGCAGGUGCGAUGAGUGGUCCGUUCGUGUGACGUUUGUGCUCGUUGGCGCCGUUGAAAAACCGGCCGAUGUCGCUGCGCUCUCAGAAGAAAAUGCGCGUAGUCUGACGGUAGUGAUUCGAGUCCUUGAGGCAGGGAUGCAGCGGCAAAGCUCUUCUACUCUCGAGCCUCUAUCAUGAUUCCUUUCGAAGUACAGG
This is a messenger RNA of Klebsormidium nitens, 1721 nucleotides long. The record is from the annotation of a GenBank genome assembly. Lineage: Eukaryota; Viridiplantae; Streptophyta; Klebsormidiophyceae; Klebsormidiales; Klebsormidiaceae.